AUGGAGCCCAUAUCUCAAGCCAUAGAGCAUUCCCUGGCAGUCGCCGAGGCAUUGUACAACCGCUGCCAGAUGGUCAAGACCAACAGGAGGCACAGUGAGAAGCUAUUGGCUCGCACCGCAGACUUGAUGAACGUCUUAGAGGACAUGAGGGAGCAGGAAGAUCUCUCCGACGAUGCGGACCUCGUGCUGAGGGGUCUCAAGAGCCUUCAGAAGACCCUGAGGUCUGCGGAGGAGCUGGUGGAGAGCCACGAUGGCAGCGGUUUGCUUCGACGGACUCUGCACGCCACAAGCCUGAGGGAGAGCUUUGAGAGCCUGGACAGGCGGAUGGACGAGGCCGUACAGCUGCUCUCUCUAUCACUGCAGGUUAGACAGGAGAGGAGGAAGGAGAGGCUGAAGGAUGAACCAGAGGAGGUGAAGACCAGGAGAGAGGAUGAUGAAGACAGAACAUCUCAUCUCAACACAGGGUUCCUGGAGUACAAAAGGAAGCUAUGCAGUUCAGUUUGUGCACAGUCCCAGUUUAUUUGUAGCUAUGAUGGAACUAGCAAGUUCUCACUGGAUGUUAUCUACACAGACUGUGAGCUGGAGCUUGCUGAGGACUGCAUCGAGGGCCAAGUUCCCUUAGAUCUAGAGGAUAUUCUGGGACCAGUAGGCACCCUAAAUGAAGAAGCAGACACUAUACUUGUGUCUGGUGAGGCAGGCAUGGGGAAGAGUACCCUGCUCCAGAGGCUGCAUCUGCUUUGGGCCAAGAAUGAGUCCCUGAGGGACUUCUUCCUGCUCUUCCCCUUCAGCUGUCGGAAGCUGAGCAUGGAGCGGCGGGAGCUGUCCCUGAGGGACCUGCUUUUCUUCCACUGCUGUUGGGCCGACAGGGAUCAGGAACAACUGUUCCAGUUCAUCUUGGACAACCCACACCUGGUGCUGUUCACUUCCGAUGGUCUAGAUGAGUUCAAGCACAGCUUCUCGGACGAACAGAGGCACUGCUGUCCAGACCUGCGAGCACCGGUAUCCACAUUACUCUUCAAUCUUCUCCAGGGCUGUCUCAUGAAGGGAGUGCGGAAGUUGGUGACCAGCCGCCCAUUGGCAUUAGGGCCCAGCCUGAGACAUUAUCUGCGGAAGGAGAUCCGUCUGAGGGGCUUUUCUCCUGGUGGGAUUGACAGCUUUCUGAGGAAACACCACGAUCCCGUGUCGGUUGUGCAGGUUUCAAAGUCGUUGCAUGGAAACACAACACUCUUGGGUCUCUGCCAUGUGCCAGUUCUCUGCUGGAUCGUGUCAAAAUGUUACAAGGAACACAUUCGCAGAAAUGGUGACCUGCACACCACCACUGAUAUCUUUGUCAUGGUCUUACAGCAUGUUCUCUAUUGUAAGGACGCCAAGCGACACAGUCUGGGAAACUGUUGGCUGCAAGAGCACUUCCUCACCAUUAUGCGGCUAGCCCAACUGGCGUUUGAGGGCUUGGAGUCUUCCCGGUAUCUCCUAUCUGAGUCUGAGCUGAGGAGCAGAGGGUUCACAGAGCAAGACCUUAGCAUAGGUGUCCUCGUCCAAAUCACUAGUCACUUGUCCUGUCCUGAGCCACAUUUUGAGUUCCUGCAUGUCACCAUGCAGUGUUUUUUUGCUGCUCUUUACCUCGUCCUGAACAACGAUGACCUUUUCACCGUGAAGAAAUUCAUGAAGAGAGUCAGCAACUGGUCAGGGAAUGACCGUGACAGUGGUCAAUUCCCAGCGGCUGGUAGAAGGAAGACCUUGACAAGCGAAACUUCAAACCACCGUAUCACCUCCAGGUUUGUGUCAGGUCUCCUCUCUCAGCGCCACCGUGUUCUGCUCCUUCAAUCUUGCCCCACACAAAUGCUCAAGACAAAAUCCAAACAAGCAGCAAAGUCUCUAUCUACAAGCCUCCGGAGGCAUUUCAAUUCCAUGCCCAAACCUGUAGCAGGUGAAAAGAAGAGCCUCCACGCCAUGCCGAACUUCAUCUGGCUCGUGCAAUGUAUUCAUGAGAUGCAGGACAGUGAAGUUGCCAGAGAUGCAGUGGCGACAUUCGAGGGGGAACACCUCAAGUUGACCUACUGUAACAUUGGCCCUGUGGAGUGCACAGCUCUGGCUUGUGUGCUGCAGCACCUGAAGAACCCAGUUGGCCUGCAGUUGGACCACAAUGCUGUCGGGGAUGUUGGCGUGGAGGAACUACUGCCCUGCCUGCACGUCUGCUGUGCCUUAUAUUUGAGGAACAAUAACAUUACAGACGCAGGAAUGGCCAAACUUAUUGAGAAGGGGAUCCAGUGUGAGAACUUCACGAAGAUAGCGCUCUUCAGCAACAAACUAACUGAUGACUGCACCCAUCACUUUGCGCAUCUCCUCAAAUCAAAGCAGAAUUUCUUGUCUUUAAGACUGGGAAACAACAGUGUCACAGCGGUAGGAGCUCAGUGCUUGGCAGAAGGCCUUCAGCACAACAGGUCGCUACAGUACCUUGGACUCUGGGGAAACGACGUUGGAGAUGACGGGGCCGUGGCAUUGGCCAGAGCUCUGGAGAACAGCCCUUCUCUGGUGUGGCUGAGUCUGGUGGACAAUGGGAUUGGGGACACAGGUGCUCAUGCUAUGGCCAGGCUCAUAGAGAGAUGUCCAUCGCUGGAGGAACUUUGGUUAACCAAAAACUGUAUCACCAGAGAAGGAGUUGAGAGUCUCUUCCAGGCCAUCCAGACAAACUCCAGCGUUAAAUCUCUCUGGUUGAGGGGUAACACACUCAGCCCGGAGGAAGAGGAGGAGCUAACAGAAAGAGACAAACGACUAACCUUCUGA
Molecule: messenger RNA, 2784 nt
Organism: Clupea harengus (Atlantic herring)
Lineage: Eukaryota; Metazoa; Chordata; Actinopteri; Clupeiformes; Clupeidae
Product: nucleotide-binding oligomerization domain-containing protein 2-like
Source: RefSeq, a predicted model, not a curated record